AUUGGGUGUCACAGUAAUUUAAAUAGGGGUCAGGAAGGCAGUUUGCCAGGAUGGUGUGGUAAGACAAGCCAGUUGCUGUAAGCUAUUGGUUCUUGAGUUUACUGUUUCAUUCAACCAGAGCUAUGGCAGAAUCCCAGGGAUUGCUUCUGAGGGUGGUGCUGUGUCUUGUACUGCUUGGUGCACAUGAAGCAAAUGCUUACAGUAUUGAACCUGAGGCCUAUACUGGGAAGACGGGGGAUGCUCAAGACCCAUUUCCUCAUUACUAUAUGUACAGAGGCUCUGAUUAUGGACAGACUUCUCAACCACAUGCUAGUUCUGAUGGAAACUUGGGUUUCUUGAACAGUGAUAGCACAAACAAGCCCCAGAAGCCUAGCUACCAGCCCCAGAAGCCUAGCUACCAGCCCCAGAAGCCUAGCUACCAGCCCCAGAAGCCUAGCUACCAGACCCAGGUGCCCCAGCAGCCUAGCUACCAGCCGCAGAAGCCUAGCUAUCAGCCUCAGGUGCCCCAGAAGCCUAGCUACCAGCCCCAGAAGCCUAGCUAUCAGCCUCAGGUGCCCCAGCAGCCUAGCUACCAGCCCCAGAAGCCUCAGGUGCCCCAGCAGCCUAGCUACCAGCCACAGAAGCCUCAGGUGCCCCAGCAGCCUAGCUACCAGCCACAGAAGCCUCAGGUGCCCCAGCAGCCUAGCUACCAGCCCCAGCAGCCUAGCUACCAGCCCCAGAAGCCUCAGGUGCCCCAGAAGCUUAGCUACCAGCCUCAGGUCCCCCAGCAGCCUAGCUACCAGCCCCAGAAGCCUCAGGUGCCCCAGAAGCCUAGCUACCAGCCCCAGAAGCCUAGCUACCAGCCUCAGGUCCCCCAGCAGCCUAGCUACCAGCCCCAGAAGCCCCAGGUGCCCCAGAAGCCUAGCUACCAGCCCCAGCAGCCUAGCUACCAGCCCCAGAAGCCUCAGGUCCCCAGCAGCCUAGCUACCAGCCCCAGAAGCCUCAGGUCCCCCAGCAGCCUAGCUACCAGCCCCAGAAGCCUCAGGUGCCCCAGAAGCCUCAGGUGCCCCAGCAGCCUAGCUACCAGCCCCAGAAGCCCCAGGUCCCCCAGCAGCCUAGCUACCAGCCCCAGAAGCCUCAGGUGCCCCAGAAGCCUAGCUACCAGCCCCAGAUGCCUCAGGUGCCCCAGAAGCCUCAGGUGCCCCAGAAGCCUAGCUACCAGCCCCAGAAGCCUAGCUACCAGCCCCAGAAGCCCCAGGUGCCCCAGAAGCCUAGCUACCAGCCCCAGAAGCCCCAGGUGCCCCAGAAGCCUAGCUACCAGCCUCAGGUGCCCCAGCAGCCUAGCUACCAGCCCCAGAAGCCCCAGGUGCCCCAGAAGCCUAGCUACCAGCCUCAGGUGCCCCAGAAGCCUGGCUACCAGCCCCAGAAGCCUAGCUACCAGCCUCAGGUGCCCCAGCAGCCUAGCUACCAGCCCCAGAAGCCUCAGGUGCCCCAGAAGCCUAGCUACCAGCCCCAGAAGCCUAGCUACCAGCCCCAGAAGCCUAGCUACCAGCCCCAGCAGCCUAGCUACCAGCCCCAGCAGCCUAGCUACCAGCCCCAGAAGCCUCAGGUGCCCCAGCAGCCUAGCUACCAGCCCCAGAAGCCCCAGGUGCCCAAGCAGCCUAGCUACCGGCCCAAGCAGCCUAGCUACAACUAUGGUUCUCAUCUGCCUUCUCCUAAGAGGCAAGGUGUGGUCGGCCGUGCAUUCUCAGAUGGGUUUAGGAUGGGUGAGGAAGCUGCCAAUGGUUACUACCAGGGUUGGGGUGCCUAAGGCCACCGCCACACUGACCUUGUGAUACCCAUAGAAUCGUACACUGACCUUGGGUGAUGCCUGGAAGACUCCAUGGAACUGAUCAACCUUUUUGAAGGUGUAAAAUAAAAUUAUUUUAAUCUUAAA
Molecule: messenger RNA, 1915 nt
Organism: Myripristis murdjan (pinecone soldierfish)
Lineage: Eukaryota; Metazoa; Chordata; Actinopteri; Holocentriformes; Holocentridae
Product: adhesive plaque matrix protein-like
Exons: 7
Coding region: 123-1814 (563 amino acids)
Source: RefSeq, a predicted model, not a curated record